AUGGGUUCCUCUAUCAACAGUGUGAACUUCUGGAGCCCAGAGGUGAAGAGAGAGAGGGGGAUGAGGAAGGAGGAGGGCGGACGCACCUCCAUACUGAAGGACCAGUACAGGACCAACCCGGAUGAGACCCAGCAUCUCCUGCUUUCUGUGGCAGAGCUCCAGGAGGAGCUGAGGGCCCACAGGGAGCAGAACUGCCGUCUGCAGCAGGAGGCCUCCAGCUCUCAGAGGGACCUCCAGGUGGACCCCUACCAGCAGGAGCGUCGGGGGGGCUUCAGUCCCGUCCACAGCCCCAGACACAGCCCUGCUGGCCUGGGCACCAGCCACAGCCCCAGCCCCGGCUCCAGGCAGAGCCCCAGACAGAGCCCCAGCAACACUUACAACUCCAGACACCACCAAGCAGACAUCCAGACCACCAGUCCUGGCUACGGCAUCUCCAUCCCCGCGCAGAGGCACAGCCCAGCCAGCACCUUGGUCGCUGGGCCUCGGGGCAGCCCCAGCCACCUGUACAGCCCCGGACACCCAGGCCCCAGCUCCAGCCCUGCUCACCCCCGCAGCCCCUGCCAGGUCCCGGGGUGUGAUGGCUCGUCCUCGCCCCCUCCCAAGGACCUCACGGAGGAGAAUUUCAGCCACCUGCAGUCGGAGCACGAGCGGCAGGCGAAGGAGCUGUCCGUCCUGAGGAGGACCAUGGAGGAGAUGGAGCUGAGGAUCGACUCCCAGAAGCAGACCCUGGGGGCCAGGGACGAGUCCAUCCAGAGGCUGCUGGAGAUGCUGCAGGGGGGCCGGGGACAGAGGCCAGGGGUCGUCUCCAUGGCUACGGAGGAGCUCGGCCAUCUGGAGGAAGAGAAUCUUCACCUGAGAGAGGAGUUGCACAGGAGGAACCAGCUCCAAGCAGACCCGACCAAGACCAAGGCCCUGCAGACUGUCAUUGAUAUGAAGACGACAGCGCCCCCUUUCUGUUUUGAUCCUGAUGUUAUCUGGCAGGACACCAAGAUCUCCUCCCUGGAGAGGAACAUCAGAGAUCUGGAGGACGAGGUCCAGAUGUUAAAGACGGGCGGCCUGCUCCACCCAGACGACCGCCACGAGGAGCUGAAGCACGCGGAGCUCUACAAGAGCCACUCCAAGUUCAUGAAGACCAAGGACAAACUCUCGUCCAGCGUCCCAGUGUCUUCCAGGGCUGCCCCCCCACGCCAUUUAGACCCCACCCUCCUCCUCUACCAGCAACCUUGGAUAGCACACCGCCCAGAAAUAGACCAACAGAAGCAGGAACUGAACAAGAAAGAAUCGGACAUGCAGGCCUUGCAGACCAAGCUGGAGACGUUGACCAAUCAGAAUUCGGAUUGCAAACAACACAUUGACGUGCUGAAGGAGUCUCUUAACGCCAAGGAGCAGCGAUCAUCCACGCUGCAGACUGAGAAGAUGCUGGCAUAG
This is a messenger RNA of Hypomesus transpacificus, 1428 nucleotides long. Its product is annotated as ERC protein 2-like. Gene Ontology annotation, molecular function: structural constituent of presynaptic active zone. The transcript has 8 exons. The record is from RefSeq and is a predicted model, not a curated record. Bases 1 to 1428 code for a protein of 475 amino acids. Lineage: Eukaryota; Metazoa; Chordata; Actinopteri; Osmeriformes; Osmeridae. Gene Ontology annotation, biological process: regulation of synaptic plasticity; neuromuscular synaptic transmission; maintenance of presynaptic active zone structure. Gene Ontology annotation, cellular component: cytoskeleton of presynaptic active zone.